Molecule: messenger RNA, 1597 nt
Organism: Cuscuta epithymum
Lineage: Eukaryota; Viridiplantae; Streptophyta; Magnoliopsida; Solanales; Convolvulaceae
Source: the annotation of a GenBank genome assembly
UUUGGUUCGUAGUUACACAUCGACCACCACAGGAAAGCCAGCAAACGGUCAAUAAACCGCCGGCGUUUCUCCGGAGUGAACUUCAGAAUUUUAACCCAUUUUCUCUGCAAAGAUGGAAAAUUCAACUCAGGAAUCGAACCUCCGAUCUGACAAUACUGUCACCUAUGAUUCUCCAUACCCAAUUUUCGCCAUGGCGGUGUCCUCCUUCGGUUCCGCCACCAACGGCCUCCGGCGACGCAACAUUGCCGUCGGCAGCUUCAUCGAAGAGUACAAAAACCGGGUCGAGAUUCUCUCCUUCGAAGAAGACACUGUAACUCUCAAGCCAAACCCGGGGCUAGCCUUCGAUCACCCUUACCCACCGACGAAGCUGAUGUUCCACCCAAACCCUACAUCCGCCGACCUUCUCGUCUCCUCCGGCGACUACCUCCGGCUCUGGGAAGUCCGGGAAUCUUCCGUUGAGCCGAUUUCCACUUUCAAUAACAGCAAAACGAGCGAAUACUCCGCCCCGCUGACCUCCUUCGAUUGGAACGAGGUUGAGCCGCGGCGGAUCGGGACAUCUAGCAUCGACACCACCUGUACGAUCUGGGAUAUCGAGAAAGGGGUCGUAGAAACCCAAUUGAUAGCCCACGACAAAGAGGUAUACGACAUAGCCUGGGGGCAGGCCGGAGUUUUCGCGUCGGUUUCCGCCGACGGGUCGGUCCGGAUCUUCGAUCUGAGAGAUAAAGAACACUCCACGAUCAUAUACGAGAGUCCUCAGCCGGAGACGCCAUUGUUGAGGUUAGCUUGGAACAAGCAAGACCUGAGGUAUAUGGCGACCAUUUUAAUGGACAGUAAUAAGAUUGUGAUUUUGGAUAUAAGGUCGCCGGCGAUGCCGGUGGCGGAGCUUGAGCGGCACAACGGCAGCGUGAAUGCGAUUGCUUGGGCCCCACAGAGCUACAGGCACAUAUGCUCUGGUGGAGAUGAUGGUCAGGCCCUUAUCUGGGAAUUGCCCACCGUUGCAGGCCCAAAUGGGAUUGAUCCGUUGUCUAUGUAUUGGGCUGGAUCCGAAAUUAAUCAGCUCCAGUGGUCUGCGGCCCAGCCUGAUUGGAUUUCCAUUGCGUUUUCUAACAAGUUGCAGAUGCUUAAAGUGUGAGCUACAUAGAUAACAAAGUUUGCAUCUUUACUAGAUUUGUAGGAGUGUAUGUGCUGGGUUAUUGGUCAUCAAUUGAUCAAUUAUUGUGUUUGGUAUGUACUAUUAUUAAGUUAGUGUGUUUGGUAUUUGUCAAUGAGAUUGUUUCAUGUUAUACUCCGUAAUAACUUACGGAGUACGUAGUAUAUAGUUAUAUGCCUUCCGUUUCGUUUGAUUUUCGGGGUUUCUGCCCCAACCCGCUGCAAUAUGCGGUGUUUAACGUGUUGAAAUAAGGCAUUUUCGGUAAAACGUCAAUUCCCAAACAACCCUUCCUCUCGGCUUAGAAUGAGUAUAUAUAAUUUGUUGAACAAGGACAUCCUUGACCUGUGGUUUUGCCAUAACACUUCAGAUUCGUUUGUACAAUGUGAUUUAGAUUUGUUUGUUUUUUAAAAAUUAUUAGACCUUGUUAAACUGUAUUUGUGUUCGAGA